This is a messenger RNA of Pelmatolapia mariae (spotted tilapia), 6513 nucleotides long. It is a transcript of the gene rnf152, whose product is annotated as ring finger protein 152. Lineage: Eukaryota; Metazoa; Chordata; Actinopteri; Cichliformes; Cichlidae. Gene Ontology annotation, molecular function: ubiquitin protein ligase activity. The record is from RefSeq and is a predicted model, not a curated record. The transcript is spliced from 4 exons. Bases 620 to 1252 code for a protein of 210 amino acids. Gene Ontology annotation, biological process: protein K48-linked ubiquitination; negative regulation of TORC1 signaling; positive regulation of autophagy. Gene Ontology annotation, cellular component: lysosome.
GAGUGCAGCAGGACUCGCAUCACAUCGCAGCGCAGCCUGUUUUACUCUGAUACCUGCAGCCUGUGAUGUAUUUAUUUAUACACAUUAUUUUGUCUUCCCCUGACAGUGAGAGGGCGUAUCCGCUUUGAGAAGGAGGCUGAGCGAGUACAGCGUGAGUGCAAGGAGUGGGAGGGCUGGUUGGAAACACGGGAUGAAAACAGUGGAGAGCCACGCCACCCACUAAACAAGCCGAAGCGCGUACCAACAAUUUCGCAACCACCUCUUCUGCUGCUGCUGCUGCUGGUGGUGCCCUGCUUAAAUGUACAGAGGAGCGGUGGAGAGCAGACAUCCGCCGUCAUACAUCAGGCAGACAGAGGAACUAACAAAAGAAAAAAUAAACACAGGAGUCUGACAACGCUGCAAUCCUUUUGGCCCGGAUUCAUUUAUGAUUUGGGCACCACGACUGAUCGGAAUAAGUUGGAAUCCGCUUCUGUCUGGAUGAAGGGCCAUGUUGCCCUCAAAGGGCCGUAAUAUCACUGUGAAGUCGUGAACGGAACCAGCUCUGCUUUCCCCCCCUGCGUUUCUUCUAGAGCCAAUUAAAUUGUGUUUUCCCUCUUGUGAAAAUACCUUUUUCCUGGAAAUGGAGACUCUUUCCCAGGAUUCGAUGCUCGAGUGUCAGAUCUGCUUUAACUACUACAGCCCCCGACGGCGACCCAAACUCCUGGAUUGCCGACACACAUGCUGUUCGGUGUGUUUGACCCAAAUGCGUAGCAGCCAGAAGGAGAUCCGCUGCCCAUGGUGUCGUGGCGUCACCAAGCUCCCCCCGGGCCUGUCCGUGUCUCACCUCCCGGAUGACCCAGACAUCAUCACCGUCAUCGCCAUCCCUCACACCUCUGAGCACACGCCUGUCUUUAUUCGCCUCCCCAGCAAUGGCUGCUACAUGCUUCCCAUCGCUAAAGACCGGGCACUGGGCCUGCCAGGAGAGCUGGGAUGUCGCUUCUUGCCCGGCAGCCAGCAGAAGGGGGUGACAGUGGUGACUGUGCCCGAGGAGCAGCCACUGGGUCUGGCUAUGGGUCUAGAGGGUGUAGGUUUGGAGGGAAGUGAGGGAGAGAGGAGGGUUACUGGUCCAGUGGGAGGAGCAGGAAAGGGCUCCACAUGGUCUGGAGUGUGCACAGUGAUCCUGGUGGCGUGUGUGCUGCUCUUCCUCCUGGGCAUCGUGCUGCACAACAUGUCCUGCAUCUCCAAACGCUUCACUGUUAUUUCCUGCGGCUGAGGGAGGCCGCUGCGGACCCCCUCAGGAUUCCCUCCCACCAGCCCUGCCUCUCCUCAGGGUGGGACUCUGUUAAGGAGAGGGAACUAAACUCACAUCGAGGGCAUUAAAGGAAACUACAGUGCAGUGUAGAGAGACAGUGAUGAUGAUGAUAAAGAAGAAGAGGGCAGGAAGGAGAGCCACAAACUGGUCUAAUGUGGGUUUUUUUUAAUCCUUGAAAUGGAAAUAUGCAUUUAAACCUUCACUCUCCUCUCAUUGGACAGCACUCUGCUGGCGUUGAAACACCCACCUUUCUCCAUUCCUUCCAUUUUUCCUGAAAGAACACUUUGGGAAUCCCUCCAGAUACGUUUCUGGCCCGCGGAUUUGUUUUUGGCUGGAAGCUGUGCUGACACUCACACUCGCUGUGGUUGGAUUGCCUGUUUAGUCUGUGGUUUGUAGAAAUGCAUCAUCAUAGAGUUGUUUAGAUGAAUGCCCGCUCCGAGUGCGAUGUCUCCAGCUGGUGCUGCAGUACAGGGAGUCCGGACUUGGCCGCUCACCGUUCCCUGAUGUUGCAGGAAUUAACUGUGCAGGAUUUUCUUCUGCCUCCUCCAGCCUGAAUAUUAAACUAAAAUCAAUUUUCUUUGUUUUCUUUUUUUUUUUUUUUUUUUUUGUCAAAAACACAACCUGUGCAGAACAAACUGUUGCUGUGAUGAUAGUUCCACAUAGUUAGUAAAGGCUGCGUUGUCAAAAAUAUGGAUUGUAAUGUUCAUACAUACCAGCUGAAAUACAAACACAGGUAGUACAGAGUUGUGUUAUUAGGGCUUUAAGAAAUAAACAAUGUUAAAUGAAUUGAUUGUCAUUGGUUCCAGCCUCUCAUAUAUCAGGUUUUUCUGUCUUAUAUUACUGUAUGAUAAAUACUCUUGUACUUUGGCUUGUUGUUUGCACACACAAAACAAUCUAAAGCUGUCACUUAGGAUUGCCAAUUAGCUCAUAAUUGACAGAGACUUGGUAUAAGCAAUUUAAUGAAGAAAUGAAGACCUUGAAUUGGUAUUAAUUUAAAUUAAAAUGAUGAGCAUUUGGAGGAAUAAUUUAGCUUCACUUCAGGCAAUUGGAUGAGAAGUUCAGCAUCACCUUAUCUGUCUUGUAGCUAUAGAGAAGGGAUAUCUUUGCAAGAAAAACACGUUGCACUAACUUGAGAGCAUCAGAACUUCACUUUGAAGUUAGCUAGGCUAACGCUUUCCCCUUGUGUCUGUGUAACUAGCUAGCAGGUUAGCUUUCAAAAUAAAGCUCUAAAAAAUAAAACAUUUGAACAUCAAGACGUGGCAAUAUAGAGCUUACCUGUGAGGGUAUAUUUGUUAAGUUAACUUAAUUUUAAUAGUUAAUGAAUAUUCAAAAUUUUACAUUUUCCCCCCUCAAAUUAGCUGAUUGGCUAGCUUUCUACAUCUCUGCCUGUUUAAAAAUAAAUAAAUAAAUAAAAAAAAAUCACAACUUGAUAUUUUCCAUUCAUAUUUUUUCUUCUGUUUUUCAUUUGUUCUUCUUAAAAAAAUAAUCCGAAAACAUGUUUCUGUAAUUCGAGAACUUUGGAUAUAUUAAAAAAGAAAUCACAUUUUUGAACUUUAAAGCAAGCAAGGCUAGCUAGUUUCCCCAUUUGUCUAGCUAAGCUGAGCUCCAGCUGUGAAUGGACAGAUACAGUGAUGCUGAUCAUCUCAUCAAAUUCUCUCCAAGGAAGCCAACAAGCUCAUAAAAAUUGUAAAAUUUGAGAGUUUUAAAAAUUGCAGCAUUCUUCUGUUUUAUUAUUUUCAGUUUUUAUGUUUUUGAUCUUUAUUCAUGUGAUUGAAUUUGUUCAUUUGCUUAUGCACCCUGACCCGCCUCAUACUGACUUCAUCCUCUAAAGCCAGAUCCUCCAGGCCUUUGCCAGCAGCCCACAUGCCAUCUUCCUCCACCUUCUCAUCUUCCCCUUAAUUCUGAAACUGCUUUGUAUAUGGGCUGAACUGUAAAACAAUGAGUUUAUGUAUGUGAGUAACAAGUCAGGAGUGGGAAGCCGCUGUAAGGUUACUGUUAAUGAGGGCUGUAUUGAUUUAUCUGCUUUUGAAUAUUUCACUGCAGAGGUGGAUGUUUCCGGACUCAUUUUAUUCCCACUUUUGUAUGUUGAGGCAAGCAUUUUGUCUUCGUACUGUAAAUCAGUAGAUGUACAGUAGACAUAAACAGGGUAAACGCUUUUGUACAGCAGUCUCAUCAUGUACAGAAUGAUUGUAAUUGUCAUUUUUGAUCAUUUCCUUUUUCUUUGACAUAUUUUAGCCUUUUUUGUGUGUUUGAGCUUAAAUAAACAUGAGUUAUUCAGGGCGCUCAGAUUUGUUUCACCACACCAAUGAUAAACAUGAGAAAAAUAAUGUUUAAUAUAAUACUCUAGGUUUAUUUGAGACACCUAAACUAUAAAAUGACUUUUACCCUGAAAAACAAACUAGAAGAAAUAUUAUUUGAUUUAUACUCAAUAUUUAUUGGGGUGGAUUCAUAUCAGCAUGAUUUUAUCGACUGCCGCCAAAGUAAGAAUUCCAAACUGUUCAAAGUAAAUAAAUUUGGAGAUUAAAUCAAGCGUGCUUCAGAUAUUUUGCCUUUCAGCUGUGCGACACUCUCCUGAAAAGGCGUUCAGGGUGCAGAGGGGGCAGCUGUUUGUUUUUGCAGAUGCAGGGAUAGAUGGAGUUAAAUUCAGCCGAAAUGGUUUGUGUCGUGCUGGUUGCUACGAAACAGCGCUGAAGGCCCUUUUGAAGUUGCUCAAAGUUGAAAUAUUUUCAGCUCCUAGCACUCUGUGUUCUAUAUGCUCUAAAGAACUUUCUAAUUUCUCAACACUUGGGGUUGAAGUGGUGUUUUGGGGGGAUAGCUUUCUCCAAGAUAAAAAAAAGUUGGAUUUUAUUUAUGCCUGUUAGUUGUAGACAAUGGCUUACUAUUGCUUAAUAAACAUUAAUAAAUUGUUAUUCAUUUCUUAAAAUGUCAUCAUUGCCUUUAAAUCAUCAAAAAGAUCCCCUAAUGGACCUUGCAACCCAAAGCCAUUAUUACUGUUAACAUUUAAAAACACCCAUAUCUCAAUGCCUAAUGUAGAAUCACAGCAUUUCUAUUGGGAACUUGAGUCAAAAUGUCAGUUUAAAGCAUUACAAGUAUGUCAUGCACAGUUUUAUUACCAUGAUGUGGCAUGACUGCUACUUUUAAUCCACAAGAGCAAUGCUGAAGGGGGCAAGUGAAGGAUGUGCUCUUAAAGACCAGCUUAACCCAUAUGGGUUUAUUCAGCCAUGCUUCAUAAGGUCAAAUAUAUCUGCUAAAGUUUUUUUUUUGUAUCUAUGUCUCAGAUAUCUGUGGAAUCUUUGGGCUUAAAAGAGACAAAAACAAAAAAAUAUCCAACUCGGCCAACCUGUUGUCAGGUACUACACACUUAGUCCACACUUAGAACUGGAGUUAGAUAGUAUUUUUGUAGCUGAAAGUUUUUGCCAAACAACUUAUCUUUGGCUGAUGUUCCCACACAGCACAGCCAUCCAUUUAAAUGGCAGGUUUAAUACCAAUAUCCACCCUAAGCCCUAUAAGGACUGACCUCUCACAGUGUUCACCUGUCUGAGGAGUCCUUGAAAACUAAGGGUAUUUUUUAAUUUCUUUAGAGCCAAGAACUUAAAGGACCAACUCUCUCACUGGAACAUCUUAUAGGCUUUUGUCUUAAAGAGUGGACAAAGGGAAAACAUGGUUGCUUCUCCCAUACUUGCUUACCCUUGUUUUUCAGUAACCUAGUUAACAUCAUUGCACUUUGAACUGUGGGUAAAUUUAAGCAAGACAUAUGUGCAUUUUUCUCUGGUGCAGUUGGUGUAGGAACAAUAACCAGUCUUCACAAGGCAAGCUAACAGAGGACUGUUACCAACUUUUAUGAUGAACUUUACAUCAAAGUGCACAAACUGCCAUGUUGCUCUUUCAAUGAUGUUGUUUGGUUGACACUGUUGAUGCCUGGAAUGUGCGUAAUGCCCCUCAAUAUCCAUGAAUCUGUGAUGUGGACAUUUGGAUUGAGCUGUAAUUAUGAGUUGGAUAGGGUUGUAGAAGGUCAUCAACCCAGUUUUGUGCAUGGGGGGCAUUUUUGGAGCCCCGCAUAAUAACCUCCAGGAAGUUUACUCAAGUGCACGUUUCUAACUAAACGGUCUGAAACAGACUCUAUGAGGGUGGCAUGAGGACCUGACAUCUUCAUUGGGAGCUGUGCUCAGACCCUAGCACCGUUCAACUCAAUCGUCAUUCAGCUCGUUCACACUGAGCACAUGUGAAAAACGUGAAAGAGUCUGGAGAUACUAUGGUAUGUUAUUUCCUUAGGGUUGCUUUUUUUUUUUUUUAGCAAUUAAAGUUUAUUCUGAAAAACACAAACACAAAAUGGACCAACUUGAAUUGAUUGACAGAUUGAUUUAUAAACAAUUAAUCUGAAUAAAUAUCAAGCAUAGAUGAUGGCAUACUAAGACCUGUAGCAUGGUACUGAACCAGUAGUAGGAUUAUAAAUAAGACAUCGGAUCCAGCACCGGUCCAUUGAGUGUUUGGUGACCAUUAGCUUUUGAUCUGCUACAAACCUCAUAGCUCUAAAUGUGAUGCCUAUAUGUAAUAGUUUCAAUAUCCAGACUAAGAACAUUAGUUUUAAUCAUAAAUUAUUAGUGAUAAACUGGAAGAAUAUAAAUUUAAAACGCCAAAUAAAACCAAUAUAAACUGUGAAAAUGUGCAUUUGUGGUAUGGCCAAGAUCUAUGUUACGGUUUAGUGAGCAAUGGGCCGCCAUGAACAAGACUUCAAAAGCAGAAAAAACAGGUUAAUGAAAACAAGCCCAUCUUUUUCUUUUGCCCAUCCAUCAUCAAGUUUUCAUGUGAUGUAAGCUAAAGACAGAGGAUCAAAUCCACCUGGAAGAAAGUCUUGUUCCUCCCAUUAUACUACCAUUUCAUCUUUUCAUUCUCCCUCCACUGACUGAAAGAGAAACCAAAUCACAUCGCUGAAUCUCCUUCUUAUUCUCCAUGUUAAUUGUUUUAUUUCUGUUCCAAUCAAAAUGUGCCCUGUACUUCCUGUUUUCUUUCUUUCUUUUUUUAAAAAACAAACAAAAAACAAAUCAAAAACAGAAACUUAAGGACAGAAGUGUAGAGGGAGGCUUGUCAUUUCUGUACCAGUGUGUUUGUAAAAUGCCGUGAAGUUCCUGUUGUAGUUUCCUGUGUGUGUCAGCUCUGAUGAUGGCUGACAAAGCAAGCAGCAGCUGUUUUUAGUGAAAUAUUAAAGCAAACACUGAAUCUAA